Messenger RNA from Talaromyces atroroseus, 1734 nucleotides. RefSeq lists its product as hypothetical. The record is from RefSeq and is a predicted model, not a curated record. Gene Ontology annotation, molecular function: polygalacturonase activity. Gene Ontology annotation, biological process: carbohydrate metabolic process. Bases 1 to 1734 code for a protein of 577 amino acids. The transcript is spliced from 3 exons. Lineage: Eukaryota; Fungi; Ascomycota; Eurotiomycetes; Eurotiales; Trichocomaceae.
AUGCGUUUCUGUCCUUCCGCUCCUUUGAAGGAGACUCUAUUUCUUGCCAUUCCUUUAUGGGCAAAUAUUAUAUCCGCUGCUGCAAACAUCGACUUUGAUGCUCUUGGUGCCACAACUUCGCUUGCAGAAAAGUCGACCAUUUGCAACAUCCUAGACUACGGCGCGGUUGCAGAUGGAGUCACUGACAUUGCAGAGGCAAUAAGCACUGCCUUUACAUCCUGCGUUGCUGGCAACGCAGCAACGCUCUAUAUUCCAGAGGGCAAUUAUUCACUCGCCACAGGAGUAAAACUGAAUGGCGCCUCCGGCUGGGCUUUUCAAAUCGACGGCCUCAUCACCCUCACAUCAGAUGGUGAUUUUGAUGGUAACGCUUUUAUCAUUGAGCGUGGCUCUGACUUUGAGCUCUUCUCAAGCAAUAACCUCGGCGCCAUCGAUGGCCAGGGUUAUAUUGCUCGUCGCGAUUCUACCGGUCAAAAUGCACGACUUGUCCGUCUCAUCGACAUGGACAGCGUUUCCAUUCACAACAUGAUUCUUAUCGAUUCUCCCACCUUUCACUUCGUACUCGAUGAUGUCUCUAACUUGGAGCUAUUUUAUGUCACGAUUCGAGCAGGCGACAUUGGGGCCACGGAUGGAAUUGAUCUCAUAUGCACGAACAAUUGUUACCUCCACGACUUCGAAGUCACCAAUAGAGAUGAAUGCGUCUCUGUAAAAGCAGGCUCAGACAAUGUCUUGAUCGAAGAAGCAUACUGUAACCACAGCGGAGGCAUGUCUAUAGGGUCUCUUGUUGCUGGCAACGUCGUUUCAAACAUCACUAUGCGAAACAUUUACUCAUACGAAUGUGUUCAAAUGCUCAUGAUCAAGACUUUCCCCGGCGGCACCGGGGCUCAGGGUAAUGUCACAGAUUCGGUGUUUGAGAACUUUUGGGGUUACAGUACGACGUAUGCUUUGGAUAUCAAUCAAUAUUGGCAGGAAACCUAUUCACCGGAUACUGGCGCAGUGGCACUCAACAAUCUUGUAUUCACAAACUGGACUGGAUCACUCGCAGAUGGAAUGGAGCGGGGCCCAGUAAUGUGGUCAGCGUCUGACAUCGUCCCUUCUCAGAACAUUACUCUCGAAGGCUUCUAUAUGGGUGGUCUGACGGGCGAUAGAAUGAUCAAUAAAUGCAAUAAUGUCUACGGCUCAGGUGGUUGCAUUCAGGCUGCGACAGGUACUACCACCUAUUCAACCGUCGUUACGACUUGGUCAGUGGCCCCCUCUGGGUGGACUGCUCCGGCUUCUCCAACCUGGGGAGUUUCAGGCUAUGGUCUCACCGUCCCAAUCCCUGUUUACACGCCAUCUGUGUUUUGGCCAACAGCAAGCGCCUCUGCUACUGCAGCCGUGGUUACUAGCUCGCCAACUGCCCUUUAUGUGGUCUCCAGUUCGGCCAUUCCUGUAUCCUCGGUUGUUUCAAGCUCCCACGCUGUUAGCACCGAUGCAUCAACUCCGUCAUCAGCAACAUUAGCCACUAUCACCAGCCUCCCUCCAGCCACUACGUCAACAUCAUCGACAUCAACGAGCUCGACUUCUGAUUCCAGUUUGUUUAUGUCUAUCGACGAGCCCUCGGUGUCUCCACAACCAACUGACGUUGCUGAAGAUUAUGGCGGCUGUGAGGCAAACUAUCCGUCUCCCGCAUUCCAGCCCGAAAACAAGCACCGUCAUGGUCAUGGCCAACAUUUCCAUCGUAGGCGCUUACACUAG